Molecule: messenger RNA, 360 nt
Organism: Oldenlandia corymbosa var. corymbosa
Lineage: Eukaryota; Viridiplantae; Streptophyta; Magnoliopsida; Gentianales; Rubiaceae
Source: the annotation of a GenBank genome assembly
AUGCAUUACAGUGAUGAUGUUAAAACGAUAAGUUCAGUUGAAACUAGUUUGAUUCAAUCUAAUUCUAGUCAUGAUUUCGAUAUAACUGAUUCGGAGGUUGUUUUGGUCACUAGUGAAAUAUUAAAUGAUCUGACGAUUGAUAAUACCAAAGAUCCUGAUUGUGUGAUUGGAAUUGAUAAAACGAAGAUAACGAUAAUUGGUACUAAUGAAAAUGGUGACAGUGAUUCCUUGAGUAAUGGAAAUAAGGUUGUGAAUGAACCGGCAUGUGCUUGUAAAAUGUUAGUCGAAGCGGAUAAUAUUACUGUGAUAGUGAAUGCUGAUGAGGUUGAUGAUUCCAUAGGUGAGUCUGGUCUUAAGUGA